AGAGGAGAAAUGGCGCAAAAAGGAGUUCAGCUGGACCAGGAAACAAUCUCCUGUUCAAUCUGUCUGGAUCUACUGAAGGAUCCGGUGACUAUUCCCUGUGGACACAGCUACUGCAUGAACUGUAUUAAAGGCUUCUGGGGUGUAGGGGGGAACAGGAAAAUCCCCAGCUGCCCUCAGUGUAGGCAGACCUUCACUCCGAGGCCUGUCCUGGUGAAAAACACCAUGUUAGCAGCUUUAGUGGAGGAGCUGAAGAGGACUGGACUCCAAGCUGCUCCUGCUGAUCACUGCUAUGCUGGACCUGAAGAUGUGGCCUGUGAUGUCUGCACUGGGAGGAAACUGAAAGCCCUCAAGUCCUGCUUGCAAUGUCUGAUCUCUUACUGUGAGAAACACCUCCAGCCUCAUUAUGAAUCACCUGCCUUUGGAAAACACAAGCUGGUGGAGCCCUCCAAGAAGCUCCAGGAGAACAUCUGCUCUAGUCACGAUGAGGUGAUGAAGACUUUCUGCCGUACUGAGAGGCAGAGAGGGCUGGAGGUGAGUCGACAAAACAUCCAGCAGAGAAUCCAGGACAGACAGAAAGAUGUGAAGGUGCUUCAACAGGAGGUGGAGGCUAUCAAUGGCUCUGCUGAUAAAGCGGUGGAGGACAGCCGGAAGAUCUUCACCGAGCUGAUCUGUCUCAUGGAGAAAAGAAGGUCUGAUGUGGAGCGGCAGCUCAGAUUCCAGCAGGAAACUGAAGUGAGGCGAGUCAAAGAGCUCGAGGAGAAGCUGGAGCAGGAGAUCACUGAGCUGAAGAGGAAAGAUGCUGAGCUGAAGCAGCUCUCACACACAGAGGAUCACAGCCAGUUUCUACACAACUACCCCUCACUGUCACCACUCAGUGGAUCUACAGACUCAUCCGCCAUCAAGAUCCGUCCUCUCAGCUACUUUGAGGAUGUGAUAGCUGCUGUGUCAGCAGUCAGAGAUAAACUACAGGACGUUCUGACAGAGGAAUGGACAAACAUCUCACUGACAGUGGCUGAAGCGGAUGUUUUACUGUCAGCUUCACAACCAGAACCCAAGACCAGAGCUGGAUUCUUCAGAUAUUCACGUGAAAUCACACUGGAUCCAAACACAGCAUACACAAAGCUGUCGUUAUCUGAGGGGAACAGAAAAGCAACAUUAAUGAGUGAAAAACAGUCUUAUUCUUAUCACCCAGACAGAUUCACUGGUUGGUCUCAGGUCCUGAGUAGAGAGAGUCUGACUGGACGGUGUUACUGGGAGGUGGAGUGGGGAGGGGAAGAGGUUUAUGUAGCAGUCGCAUACAAGAAUAUCAGCAGAGCAGGGAGCUCGCGUGAAUCUGGAUUUGGAUUCAAUGGCAAAUCUUGGGCGUUAGAUUGUUACAAAAACAGUUAUAACUUUUGGUACAAUGAUGUGAAGACUCCCGUCUCAGGUCCUCGGUCCUCCAGAGUCGGAGUGUACCUGGAUCACAGUGCAGGUAUUCUGUCCUUCUACAGCAUCUCUGAAACCAUGACUCUCCUCCACAGAGUCCAGACCACGUUCACUCAGCCUCUCUAUGCUGGAGUUUGGCUUUGGUAUUCUUCCGACACUGCUAAGUUCUGUAAACUCCGAUAGUCAGAGACCAUUUAAGGGACAGUGGGUUAAAUUGUGUGUUUGAAUUGUGAAACUUGUCUUCAUGUUUGUUGCUGAGAGCUGAUUGUGGCAUUUGUUCACUGCGCAGAGAUCAGCUGUCAAUCAAACACUGUGGGUGGGACUUUGACGCCUUCUCAUGUGUUGUUCUGUAAAUGUUUGAGUGUGUUUAGGUGGAGCUCCUUCCUGUGUCUGUUCAGCCAUGGAGGCUCUGGCUGCUCAGGAUGAUCGCUGUUUACCUGAGCUGGUUUAUUACCCAGACGUCAAAACUGGAAAAAUAGCCAGAAUUCAUGUCUGACUUGAUGUCUGAAAGCAACAUAAAUCUCAUUUCAAGUCAAGACACAAUCACCUAUGGCUGGUGGAGAUUAAUGUUGUUCCAGAGAAGUUUUGUCAGCCGUCACUCAGCUUUUACAGCAAGUGAAAUAUUUUGACAUCAACAACAGAAAUGUGCAGCCUAGCCUCAUGUUGUAGACCAGGUUUUCAAACUGAUUAGAAACUUUACAGCUGUGUCACAAACCUCAGUAAGUCAAAAGUAAAGCUCCCUUUAAGUGAAACUCCUGGUGGUAUUUUGGCUUAUGACUCACUAACCACAGACUUUUCUGUAUGUCCUCCUUCACUGUAAUAAAAUCACCUGUGUU
Messenger RNA from Chelmon rostratus (copperband butterflyfish), 2261 nucleotides. Its product is annotated as tripartite motif-containing protein 16-like protein. The transcript has a single exon. Gene Ontology annotation, molecular function: protein binding. The coding region runs from base 10 to 1608 and encodes 532 amino acids. Lineage: Eukaryota; Metazoa; Chordata; Actinopteri; Chaetodontiformes; Chaetodontidae. The record is from RefSeq and is a predicted model, not a curated record.